Fraxinus pennsylvanica is the source of this 1590-nucleotide messenger RNA. The record is from the annotation of a GenBank genome assembly. Lineage: Eukaryota; Viridiplantae; Streptophyta; Magnoliopsida; Lamiales; Oleaceae.
AUGUCUGAUCAUUCUUAUUUAUCCACGAAACAAAAACCUUCGUAUUCUGUCCAAAACUCAAACAUGAAGACAGCUUCUCCAAUAAUCAUGGCGUUGAUUGUGACAUUAGUGAGCUGCAUGAUGGUUUUAUUUUUUGUUAAACCUGCAGAUGGAAUAAUAGGAAUCAACUGGGGAAGACAAACCUACCAAAGAUUGAUCCCAUCGAAUGUCGUAGAUUUGCUUUUGCAGAAUGGAAUUCAAGAGGCUAGAAUUUUCACUGCUGCUGAUAAUGUUAUGGCUGCCUUUUCCGGAAGUGGUAUUGGCCUCUCCAUUUCCCUCUCCAAUUUCGUCCUUCAUAUGAUAAAUUCUUCCGCAGCUGCAGAAGAAUGGAUACAAAAAUCUGUUAUUAAAUUCAGAAGCCAGAAUGUUGACAUAAGGUACGUGAAUGUUGGGGCCGAACCCUUAUCGACAUCAUUCACUAACAAAACCUACGAUAAUGUUAUUGAUGCGUUGAAACUUAUCCAAACUGCGCUGAAUGAUGCUGGCUACGGAGAUCUCGUGAAAGCAACCAUUCCUCAUUACACUGAUGUUGUGACGCACCGCUCUAUGAAACCAUCAGCGGCUUAUUUUCGCGAUGACAUAGAGAAUAAAAUGGUUGAUUAUCUAAAAUUCCUGAAAGAAAAUAAUGCUCCUGCUGCGGUAGAUAUUUACCCCAUUCACUAUUGCAACGAAAAUGAUUUGGACCCUGAUUUUGCUUUCUUUGAUCAUAAGUCCAAAUUCUACGUGCUCGAUGACAACGGCCUAAAUUACACCAAUGCAUUCGAUUUCUUGUACGAUUCGUUCUACUGGGCAAUGAAGAAAGCUGGUGUCCCUGAUCUGAGACUAGUCGUUGGACAGAUCGGUUGGCCAACAGAUGGUUACCCUAAUGCCAAUACUAAAAAUGCACAACGGUUUUACAAAGACUUGUUGCCCUAUGUUGCUGGAAAUAAAGGAACUCCAAUGCGCCCGGGGAGGCCUAUUGAUGUGUAUCUGCACAGCAUUUCCGAUGAAAACCGGCUUGGUCUCUGGUACGGUGGCUUCCAACGCCACUGGGGCAUUUACACCUUCGACGGCCAGCCCAAAUACAAGAUUGAUUUCUCAGGCAAAGGGCGCGAUAUCUUCCCUACAACUGCCAAGGGCAUUACCCGAAUGCCUAAACGUUGGUGCAUAUUCAAUGGGGACUUGAGUGACAUGGAAAUUGUGAAAAGGGAGCUCAAUAGGGCGUGUUUGGAAUCGGAUUGCUCGAGCCUGGCACCGGGAGGUUCUUGUAGCCACCUCGAUUUCAAUCAAAAUGUUUCUUAUGCCUUCAAUAGGUACUUCCAAAUGAAACAACAAAAGACUCAUGAGGAGGCAUGUAGUUUCCAGGGUUUGAGUCAAGUAGUUCCAGAUGAUCCAUCUACCGGAACAUGCAUAUUCCCUAUUGAGAUCUUGGCAGCCGAAACUGCUGAUAAUAGUAAGUCUUUCUUAGGUAUUAAUGGAGAUGGGUCACAUAGGGUUUCUAUAUUAUCCAUGCUUUUACCUUUGAUUUCAGUUUUCUUAAUUACUACCAAUAUAAAAUUGUAUACUUUGUGA